AAAGUUUCAUAAAAAUAAUCAGUUUGUCUUGGAGGCAGGAACAGCUGGGGAUUCCCAGAGGAAGGAGCGGAGGCGGCUCCGGCCCACCAGGUGGCGGUAGAACACUGGCUUUACCGUCGUCUGGAAAGGAAGAACAGGAGGAGGCUCGUUUCCAGUCAGCUGGACGUCCUGGGAAAAAAAAAAUCUCUGGGAUUUAGUUAGUUUCCUUCGCUCUGCGUUUUCCGAGUCUCGGUCCAGACAGCACGAGUUAGCCGUGCCACGGAGCCGAGCCGGGCGGCUUCGAACCGGUUCUGAACAGCGUUUGGUACCGGAGCUGGACCAACUGUUUCAGAAUCCAGAACCUUCUUCCCGCUCAGAAACACCAGGCGCUUUACUCCCGUUUAGAUGUGCAGUUUCUCAAACUUCCUGUUCAGACAUGGCGAAGCUCUGUCUCUGCUGCACGAUCCUCCUGCUCCUCUUCACCUCCGUCUCGGCUCACAGUGACUUCUUCACUUCCAUUGGUCACAUGACAGACCUUCUGUUGGUGGAGCGGGAUCUGGUGUCUUCGCUGAAGGAUUACAUCAGAGCGGAGGAGGACAAACUGCAGCGAAUCAAACGGUGGGCGGACAGGCUGGACGUGCUCGCGACUGCCGGUUCUCAGGAUCCCGAGGGUUUCCUGGGUCACCCGGUGAACGCCUUCAAAUUGAUAAAGAGGCUCAACACGGAGUGGGUGGAGCUAGAGGGCCUGGUGCUGACUGACGUGUCGGAUGCGUUUGUCUCCAACCUCACCAUCCAGAGGCAACACUUCCCCAACGACGACGACCAGACCGGAGCGGCAAAAGCUCUGAUGAGGCUCCAGGACACCUACGAGCUGGACACGGAGACCAUCUCCAGCGGACGGCUGCCAGGCUCGUCAUCGGUGGCCGCGACGAGCAGCGUCCUGACCGUGGAAGACUGCUACGACCUGGGAAAGGUGGCGUACUCCGACGUGGAUUAUUACCACACGGAGCUGUGGAUGGCCCAGGCCUUAAAGCAGCUGGAGCAGGGGGAGGAGUCCAGCAGUGUGGACGCCAUCGCCAUCCUGGACUACCUGAGCUACUCCGUCUACCAGCAGGGGGAGCUGGAGAGAGCGCUUGACUUCACCAAGAAACUUCUAGAACUGGACCCGUCACACCAACGGGCCAAUGGAAACCUCAAGUACUUUGAGUAUCAGCUGUCCAAACAGAAGAAGCUGGAGGUCGUCGGCAACGAGGAGCAGAGGAUGCGGAAGAAGAACUUAGGUCGCAGUGACGACUACCUGCCGGAGAGGAAGCAGUACGAGAAGCUGUGUCGGGGCGAAGGCAUCCAGAUGACUCCCCGCAGACACAGCCGCCUCUUCUGUCGCUACUAUGACAACGGCCGGCACCCCAGGUUCGUAAUAGGACCGCUGAAGCAGGAAGACGAGUGGGACAGCCCUCACAUCGUCCGUUACCACGACAUUGUGUCGGACAGAGACAUGGAGAAGGUGAAGGAGCUGGCCAAACCCAGGCUCCGUCGAGCCACCAUCUCCAACCCCACCACCGGCGUCCUGGAAACGGCCCACUACCGCAUCAGUAAGAGACGGGCCACGGUGCAUGACCCUCAGACAGGCACCUUGACCACAGCUCAUUACAGAGUCUCUAAGAGCGCCUGGCUCGGAGCGUACGAGCAUCCCGUCGUGGAUAAAAUCAACCGGAAGAUCGAGGACAUCACAGGCCUGGACGUCAGCACGGCCGAGGACCUGCAGGUGGCCAACUACGGCGUAGGAGGGCAGUAUGAACCUCAUUUCGACUUUGGACGGAAAGAUGAGCCGGACGCGUUUGAGGAGUUGGGAACCGGGAACCGGAUCGCCACCUGGCUGCUCUACAUGAGCGACGUGCAGGCAGGGGGCGCCACUGUCUUCACCGACAUCGGUGCUGCUGUUCAACCAAAAAAGGGCUCUGCUGUGUUUUGGUUCAACCUGUAUCCCAGUGGAGAGGGCGACUACAGGACCCGACACGCCGCCUGCCCGGUGCUGCUGGGAAACAAGUGGGUUUCCAACAAAUGGAUGCACGAACGGGGUCAGGAGUUCAGGAGGCGCUGCGGUCUUCGCUGGAACGACUGACGCUCAUUUAUCUCCUCCUCGUCCUGUCCUUCUGCUCCCUCCAGAGAAGCAGAACGCAACUCCUCAGAUCUGAUGCUUUUCACUUUAUCCAGUGUGUGAGUGUGUGUUUAUGUGUGUGAAUAGAUCAGGGAACUGCGGCCUUAUUGCAUGUUCAGGUUUCAGCUGGUCCUCAGGUGUGUCUGGGACAAAGAACGCAGAGCGCUGUCCUGUCUGUCGGGCUUAGCUGCGGGUUUGAAGGCAGCCAGAGCAUGAGAAGCGAGCCGAAAGUGACGAUGGAGGUUGUAUUUAUACAACUCCCAUUCACAACUGAUGUCAUUUGAACCAGAUCCAAAACAUGUCAACAAAUCAAUCCAGUCCAAUCCAAAUGUGUUAAAAUUAAGUUAGCCAAUUCAAAAAUUUUUGUCACAGCAUGCUUUGUUAAAUGAAUCAAGUUGCUGAAUGUUUUGGUUUUUAUUUCACAGGGCACUGCUAACGCUAGUUAAAGUUGUAUUAAGGGUUGUAAUUAACCUAAGAAUAUUAUCAUGGAAAUUAGUGUGGGAACUCAUUCAACUUCCCUGAUAGCAGGUGGUCAAUGUUAGAGAU
Molecule: messenger RNA, 2683 nt
Organism: Poeciliopsis prolifica (blackstripe livebearer)
Lineage: Eukaryota; Metazoa; Chordata; Actinopteri; Cyprinodontiformes; Poeciliidae
Product: prolyl 4-hydroxylase subunit alpha-1-like
Exons: 16
Coding region: 416-2101 (561 amino acids)
Biological process (GO): peptidyl-proline hydroxylation to 4-hydroxy-L-proline
Cellular component (GO): endoplasmic reticulum
Molecular function (GO): L-ascorbic acid binding; iron ion binding; protein binding
Source: RefSeq, a predicted model, not a curated record